GGGGUGGGGCUGGGGCAAAGACAAAAGGCCGGACUUGAGAAGAGGGGACCCUAGGCUGCCUCGGCUUAGAGUCUUGGGCUGACUGAGGCUGUGCCCGAAGCGAGUGGGCGUCAGGCCCCGAGGCCCGGGCGUUUGCUCCCCCUCUCCUCUCACCCCACUGAGCUGUCCCCUCAAGUUUCAGGGGAGGGGGCGGUGACUCAUAUGCUGCCCCCACCCCAGUGGGACUGCAGCAACCUGGGUAGGACCUCGGCGCUCCUCCUCCCAGCCUGCCCGCCUCCCGCCUCCGCACAGUCCUCCCGGGGCAGCCUCCCGCGCGGCUCUCUUCGGAAACUCCUGCUGCCUAGCGACCGACCGAGGUGGGCACUCACCCUCAGAGCAACACCUGAGUGUCCCCCAGGAUACGACCCCACCCCAUCCGUGACUGCGCCCUGAACCCAAGCCCCAGCUCCAUCCCAUCCUGGGGUCCCCGUGUGUCUACCUCCCCUCCUUAGUUCCUAGCUCUCAGCCGUCUGUGACAAGACUCCAGCAAGUCCCCAUGAGACAACCAUUUAUUUAAAGCUUUGUAAAAACCACACUGGCUGAUGGAUGACCUUGCCCUUGACAAGGAACUAUCUUCCUUCCGGGGAUCCCCACCUCCAGGUGGUCUUCUCUGCUCCGGAGCUCUAGAGCUGCAUUGUGAUGGAGACCCCUCUGGAAAAGGCCCUGACCACGAUGGUCACCACUUUCCACAAGUAUUCGGGGAGAGAGGGCAGCAAACUGACCCUGAGCAGGAAGGAACUGAAGGAGCUGAUCAAGGAGGAGCUGCAUCUUGGGGAGAAGAUGAAGGAGAGCAGCAUCGACCACCUGAUGAGGAGCCUGGACAAGAACAGCGACCAGGAGAUCGACUUCAAGGAGUACUCGGUGUUCCUGAGCACGCUGUGCAUGGCCUACAAUGACUUCUUCCUGGAGGACAGCAAGUGACCCGGGGCUCCCCUCUGCCCGCACCGUCGGCUCCUGCCCCCCGACAGGCCCCCUUGGCCCCUUACCCUGCACUUCCUCCCACACAGGAAAUAAAGAUUUUU
Molecule: messenger RNA, 1061 nt
Organism: Lepus europaeus (European hare)
Lineage: Eukaryota; Metazoa; Chordata; Mammalia; Lagomorpha; Leporidae
Gene: S100A5
Product: S100 calcium binding protein A5
Exons: 3
Coding region: 679-960 (93 amino acids)
Cellular component (GO): nucleus; cytoplasm
Molecular function (GO): calcium ion binding
Source: RefSeq, a predicted model, not a curated record